UCAUUUCUCUCCUUCACUUCCCACAGAUAUCACCUGCUCCUCUGACUACAACCGUACAAUCACGUGUGUGUGGAACAGCGCGUAUGAUCAUUCAGGCAGUGAGUGCACGAUAGAUGCCUUAAAUAAAGACAAGCCUAGAAGGAAAUCUUCCAACGCUUCAUGCACGCUCAAACCUGUUGAAGGCAGAUCAACGCAAAUGACCUGUAACAUGGAGUUCUUUAGAGACGAAAACUUUCAACCUGCCGAUAUCUUCUCCAUGAAUCUGACCUGUAAUCCUGGGCCGGCCAAUGUGACCAUGUGCUUCCAGCCAGAGCAUCACAUAAAGCUGAACCCUCCACAACGACCUCAUAUCAACUUCACCACCAUUUCCUGGCACCCCCAAGUUAAAAAGAGAGAACAAAUCACACUGUACAAGUGCCAGUUGCAGUGGAAACAAGAGAAGCAGUCAUGGAGUGAUCCGUCUGUGCAGAAAAACACAAAUACUUAUUCAUGGGAGUGGGAAGAAUCAGGGUCCGCUGUAGAGCUUGACGAUGAUUGGCUGAUUCGAGGCAAGAGGUACGAGGCACGCGUUCGAGUGAAGUCCGAAGAGACAGACCAAAGCUCUACCUGGAGUGGCUGGAGCCCCACUGCAUCAUGGGUACCCCAACCACCAUCAGAUCUUGCUUGGCGUGUUUCGGGCCUUUUUGCCGUUGCAGCUGCGAUUGCAGUGUUUCUGGUUAUCGUACGAUUUAAGACUGACAAAACCACCUGGGUUUACAUCGUGAAGAUAAUCAAAGGUCCGCCUAUUCCCAACCCAGAGAAAUCCUUCCUGAAGGAUCUAAAGUUCGAGAGUCGGUCGAGUCCUCACUUCCUCAUCGCUUCGGGGGAGCUGGACUCGGUGGAGAUCUCCUCCUGUGUGGACGCAGUGUUGCCGUGCAGCCAGGAGGAGGCGCUGCUGCACAAAAUCAGAAGCGAAAUGACCCACGAAUCCACCAGUUCAGACUUCUCCAACCCCAAUUACUCCCAUCUCCUCCCCCAAACUCCUCCUCCUCCUCCUCCUCCUCCUCACAUGUCCUCCCUCACAGCAGGGAACCUCCCUCAAUGCGUCUCCGACGCUCCUUACGGGCCGGUGGGAGGUCAAAGAAGUGAAAAGGAAACGGAUGAAGACAGAGGGAAGAAGGAGGAGGAGGAAAUCCAUCAGUUGUUCUCUAAAGGGAGUGAAGCCAUGCUGCUGGUUUCAGACUAUGAGAGGGUGGAGGAGUUAAAGGGGGAGAGAGGGAGGCUGCAGAGCUUAGAUUCAGGUGUUGGUAGUGGGGGAGAGGACAGGAGACAGGAGAGCAUGGAGGAGGUGAGUCAGGAGAGCAUGGAGGAGGUGAGUCAGGAGAGCAUGGAGGAGGAGAGCAUCACUGUGGAGGAGGAGAGGGAGGAAGGGAGGGAGGAGGAGAGGAAGGAUAAAGCACAGAGGGAGGAGCCUCCUCUGCCACAGCCUCAGUCACCCAAGGCGUUCCCAGGGAUGAGUACUCAGAUCCACCUCAGCCGGGCUCCUGUCCCACCCAAGUCCAAACUAUAG
This is a messenger RNA of Gymnodraco acuticeps, 1549 nucleotides long. RefSeq lists its product as uncharacterized. Gene Ontology annotation, cellular component: external side of plasma membrane; membrane. Gene Ontology annotation, biological process: cytokine-mediated signaling pathway; immunoglobulin mediated immune response. Gene Ontology annotation, molecular function: cytokine receptor activity. Bases 197 to 1549 code for a protein of 450 amino acids. NCBI's taxonomy places the organism in Eukaryota, Metazoa, Chordata, Actinopteri, Perciformes, Bathydraconidae. The transcript is spliced from 9 exons. The record is from RefSeq and is a predicted model, not a curated record.